GUGGCCGCUCGGAGGGCCAUGGACGACGAGGAGGAGACGUACCGGCUGUGGAAGAUCCGCAAGACCAUCAUGCAGUUGUGCCACGACCGCGGCUACCUGGUGACCCAAGACGAACUGGAUCAGACAUUGGAGGAGUUCAAAGGCCAAUUUGGGGAUAAGCCCAGCGAGGGGCGGCCGCGGCGUACAGACCUCACCGUCCUGGUGGCCCACAACGACGAUCCCACCGAUCAGAUGUUCGUCUUCUUCCCCGAGGAGCCCAAAGUCGGUAUCAAGACCAUCAAGAUGUACUGUCAGCGGAUGCAGGAGGAGAACAUCACCAGGGCACUCAUUGUGGUGCAGCAGGGCAUGACCCCCUCUGCCAAGCAGCCCAAAAAAGAAUUGACUAAAAUUCAGCGACUGGAAAUUUUCACUGUGUUUGCCAGAACACGCUCUUCUACUCGCCACCGAUUCCUGUUAGGUGAAGAAGGAUUUCCUUUUGUUUGUUUUGAAACUGCCACCGUCAAACUUCAGUGGGUAUCUUAG
Messenger RNA from Tachyglossus aculeatus (Australian echidna), 522 nucleotides. Its product is annotated as DNA-directed RNA polymerases I, II, and III subunit RPABC1-like. Gene Ontology annotation, biological process: DNA-templated transcription. Gene Ontology annotation, molecular function: DNA-directed RNA polymerase activity; DNA binding. The transcript has 3 exons. The record is from RefSeq and is a predicted model, not a curated record. Bases 19 to 522 code for a protein of 167 amino acids. Lineage: Eukaryota; Metazoa; Chordata; Mammalia; Monotremata; Tachyglossidae. Gene Ontology annotation, cellular component: RNA polymerase II, core complex; RNA polymerase I complex; RNA polymerase III complex.